Raphanus sativus (radish) is the source of this 386-nucleotide messenger RNA. RefSeq names its product 40S ribosomal protein S30. The coding region runs from base 101 to 289 and encodes 62 amino acids. The record is from RefSeq and is a predicted model, not a curated record. NCBI's taxonomy places the organism in Eukaryota, Viridiplantae, Streptophyta, Magnoliopsida, Brassicales, Brassicaceae. Gene Ontology annotation, molecular function: structural constituent of ribosome. Gene Ontology annotation, biological process: translation. Gene Ontology annotation, cellular component: ribosome; cytosolic small ribosomal subunit. The transcript has 3 exons.
UCAUCAUACUUAAAUAUAGAAGAGAGAAAACCCUAGUCUAACAAAAAGCUGUCGUCACACAUUUGCCGGAGGUAGCGCCGAUUCAGUCGUCAGAACAACUAUGGGUAAGGUUCACGGUUCAUUGGCUCGUGCCGGUAAGGUGAGAGGACAGACGCCUAAAGUGGCUAAGCAGGACAAGAAGAAGAAGCCACGUGGCCGUGCCCACAAACGUCUUCAACACAACCGCCGUUUCGUCACCGCCGUUGUUGGAUUUGGCAAGAAGAGAGGACCCAACUCAUCUGAGAAAUAGAUGAUGAACGCAUUCGAUUUGAAGUUUUGUUUUAAUACCUUUCUUGUUUAAUGUGUAAGACAAUGCUAUUUUCUCAAUAAAAUCGACUUUUUGAUAA